CAUGGAGCUACGCUCCGAGCUGCCCAGCGUGCCCGGAGCGGCGACGGCAGCGGCGACAGCGACUGGGCCGCCCGUGGCGUCGGUGGCGUCGGUGGCGGCGGCAGCGGCCGCCGCCGCGUCGCUCCCGGUGAGCGUGGCCGGAGGCUUGCUGCGGGCGCCGCCGCUGCUGUUGCGGGCGGCGGAGAAGUACCCGCGGACCCCCAAGUGCGCGCGCUGCCGCAAUCACGGCGUGGUGUCGGCGCUCAAGGGCCACAAACGCUACUGUCGUUGGAAGGACUGCCUGUGCGCCAAGUGCACGCUCAUCGCCGAGCGCCAGCGCGUCAUGGCCGCCCAGGUGGCGUUGCGCCGGCAGCAGGCGCAGGAGGAGAACGAGGCGCGCGAGCUGCAACUUCUCUACGGCACUGCCGAGGGCCUAGCGCUGGCCGCUGCCAACGGCAUCAUCCCACCACGACCCGCUUACGAGGUCUUUGGCUCGGUAUGCGCCGCCGAAGGCGGGGGGCCCGGAGCUGGAGCUCCGGCGGGGACCGGAGGUGGCGCAGGGGGCGCAGAGGCCAAGUUACAGAAGUUUGACCUGUUUCCCAAGACGCUUCUCCAGGCAGGCCGCGCAGGCAGCCCGCAGCCGCCACCCGUGAAGCCCUUAUCGCCCGACGGUGCAGACUCGGGUCCGGGGACGUCAUCCCCAGAGGUGCGGCCCGGCUCAGGCUCAGAGAACGGGGACGGCGAGUCCUUUUCGGGGUCACCGCUAGCCCGGGCCUCCAAGGAGGCAGGUGGCAGCUGUCCGGGUAGCGCGGGCCCUGGAGGCGGCGGCGAGGAGGACAGCCCAGGCUCCGCCAGCCCCUUGGGCUCCGAAUCCGGUUCGGAGGCUGACAAAGAAGAGGCCGAGGUCCCGCCGGCUCCAGGGCUGGGCGGAGGCCCCGGUCCACGGCAGCGGACGCCCCUGGACAUCUUGACACGGGUCUUCCCUGCCCACCGGCGAGGCGUCCUGGAGCUGGUGUUGCAGGGCUGCGGCGGCGACGUGGUACAGGCUAUCGAGCAGGUGCUGAACCACCACCGCGGAGGCCUGGCGGCUGGCCUGGGCCCCGCUGCGCCCCCGGAUAAGGCCGCAGUCGGUGCGGCCGCAGCCGGGGACGACGCGUGGCCAGGUCGCGUCGACGCCGCGGCCGCAGGGGCCCCCGGGCUGCCCUCGCCGCUGCAGGCGGGGCCUGCCGCUCCCCCGCACCAUAGACCCUUGCUGGCCGGCGCUAUGGCGCCUGGGGCGCUCGGCUCGCUGAGCAGCCGCUCGGCCUUCUCGCCACUGCAGCCCAACGCCAGUCACUUCGGCGCGGACGCGGGCGCCUACCCCCUGGGCGCGCCGCUCGGCCUCAGCCCGCUGCGCCUAGCCUACUCCGCAGCGGCGGCGCACAGCCGCGGCCUGGCCUUCAUGGCGCCCUACUCCACCGCGGGCCUGGUGCCCACGCUCGGCUUCCGCCCGCCCAUGGACUACGCCUUCAGCGAUCUCAUGCGCGACCGCUCUGCCGCCGCCGCCGCCGCGGUGCACAAGGAGCCCACCUACGGGGGCGGCCUGUACGGGCCUAUGGUCAACGGCGCCCCGGAGAAGCAGUAGCGCCAGGGGCCCAGCAGCAGGCGGGGACCCCCUAGCAUUAACCCCAGCCUCGUCCCC
Molecule: messenger RNA, 1660 nt
Organism: Dipodomys ordii (Ord's kangaroo rat)
Lineage: Eukaryota; Metazoa; Chordata; Mammalia; Rodentia; Heteromyidae
Gene: Dmrta2
Product: DMRT-like family A2
Exons: 2
Coding region: 2-1603 (533 amino acids)
Biological process (GO): germ cell development; sex differentiation; regulation of transcription by RNA polymerase II
Cellular component (GO): nucleus
Molecular function (GO): RNA polymerase II cis-regulatory region sequence-specific DNA binding; protein binding; DNA-binding transcription factor activity, RNA polymerase II-specific
Source: RefSeq, a predicted model, not a curated record